AUGUCCGAGUCUGAUUAUGAAGAAGAAUUAGGGGAGUCCAAGACGUUUCUCGGUUUUGUUGAUGUUCCCAUCUCCGAAAGUGAACGGCCAGAACUGGAGGACACCUUUAUUGGUGGCAAGCCUAUCUGGUUAAAUCCAAAUUCCCCACCACCAAAAGAGUUACUUCAGUGCAAGAGUUGCCAAGAACCGAUGCAUCUUUUGCUCCAAUGCUACGCCAAUCUUGCAAACACUUUUUAUGACAGAGUGAUCUAUAUAUUUGGCUGCAACAAGGCGCAAUGCAGAAGGAAAAAGGGAUCCGUCAGGGCUCUCAGAGCACUUUCUAAAGAUCCAGACCUUAUCAAGAAAAGAGAACAGGAAUUGGAGGAAUUUGAAAACAAAAAGAAAGUAGCACAACAGAAGGAAGCAGAAACCAAAAGUAAACUGGAAUCUCUCGCUAACAGCCUUUUCAGCCCGUCAGACUCGACUAACGCGCAGUCGAAUCCGUUUUCAAACCCUUUUGCCCAAGAAUCAUCCAAUCCGUUCGCACAACCGGAGAAAAAGGAGCCUGCAAAGCCAACUUACGCUGAGGUGACGAAACCAGUGGAAAAGGCGCGGCCCCAAGUCAGCACAGAGCCAGUGAAUCUUCCAUCUUAUCCUGGAUACAUAUUGUAUGUUGAUCAAGAGGCUUUUGAUCUGAAAAAACAGAAAUUGCCUCCCCUUCCAGAGGUCGAUGCAGCGGCUUCCACCCAAACCUCGCAACCAAAUCCUUCCAAUCCUUCAAAAAUACCAACUUUGGAUGAAAACGUCUCUAAAAUGGUGGACGACCCGACAUUCCAGCAUUUCUCACAUAUUGUUUCGUUCAACCCUACACAGGUGCUUCGUUAUGAUCUCAAUGGAUCACCAUUACUGUACUCUUCUAAAGAUGAUGUGGCCAAAUUGUUCUAUGAUUCUAACGGAAGACUCCGUCCACAAGCACUAAUUCCUAAUCCUCCAUACAAUCCGUCUUCAGAAAGACGAUUCGAACUACAGUUGAUGCCAAAAGCUAUAAUUGAUCUAGAGGCUGGAACUGACGACAUACUGAGCGGAAUGGAAUGGGGAACGAUAAUUGUGGCCACAGACUUGAUGGAUUAUAUUCCCGACCACAUGUACGACCAAAACCAUGUUGGGUACGUGGAAGAAUGGUGUGGAGUUCAAUGGGAGGAAGAAUUAAAACUAUAG
Ogataea parapolymorpha DL-1 is the source of this 1197-nucleotide messenger RNA. RefSeq names its product Programmed cell death protein 2. The coding region runs from base 1 to 1197 and encodes 398 amino acids. NCBI's taxonomy places the organism in Eukaryota, Fungi, Ascomycota, Pichiomycetes, Pichiales, Pichiaceae. The transcript has a single exon. Gene Ontology annotation, cellular component: cytoplasm. The record is from RefSeq and is a predicted model, not a curated record. Gene Ontology annotation, biological process: maturation of SSU-rRNA.